AUGAGGGAGAUCCUCCACAUCCAGGGAGCCCAGUGCGGUAACCAGAUUAGCGCCAAGUUCUGGGAGGUCGCCCGCGCCGAGCACGGCAUCGACGCCAUUGGUAGCUACGGCAGUGACUCCAACCUCCAACUCGAGCACCUCAACAUCUACUUCAACGAGGCCUCAUGCGGCCACUUCGUGCCCUACGUCGUCCUUAUGGACCUCGAGCUCGGCACCAUGGACUCUGUCUGCUACGGACCUUACGGCAACAUCUUCCGCCCCGACAACUUCGUCUUCGGUCAAUCGGGCGCCAGCAACAACUGGGCCAAGGGCCACUACACUGAGGGCGCUGAGCUCAUCGACUCCGUGUGCAAGAAGGCUGAGAAUGCGAUUAUCUCCAGGGUCAGCCCUUUCCUCUCCUACUACUUCUCUGCUCCUUCCAGAUCCACCUAGAUCUGCUACAUCUCUCCCACAGCCUCACGGAUCUGAAUGGAUCUGCUCACAGGCUUCCAGAUCUGUCUAGAUCUGCUACAUCUCUCCCUCUUAAUGCACCAGCUCAUCGAGAACGCCGCCGAGUGCAU
Molecule: messenger RNA, 560 nt
Organism: Phragmites australis (common reed)
Lineage: Eukaryota; Viridiplantae; Streptophyta; Magnoliopsida; Poales; Poaceae
Product: tubulin beta-9 chain-like
Exons: 1
Coding region: 1-432 (143 amino acids)
Biological process (GO): mitotic cell cycle; microtubule cytoskeleton organization
Cellular component (GO): microtubule; cytoplasm
Molecular function (GO): structural constituent of cytoskeleton; GTPase activity; GTP binding
Source: RefSeq, a predicted model, not a curated record